Lucilia cuprina (Australian sheep blowfly) is the source of this 751-nucleotide messenger RNA. RefSeq names its product pupal cuticle protein Edg-84A-like. Gene Ontology annotation, cellular component: extracellular matrix. NCBI's taxonomy places the organism in Eukaryota, Metazoa, Arthropoda, Insecta, Diptera, Calliphoridae. The coding region runs from base 65 to 700 and encodes 211 amino acids. The transcript is spliced from 2 exons. The record is from RefSeq and is a predicted model, not a curated record.
AUCACAGUUCACUUGCAACGUUAAUUCCUUCGACAUUUAAACAAUUAAAAACAUAAAUUUCAGAAUGCAAAUCAAAGUUGUAUCAUUUCUAGUUUGUCUUGCUACAGUCAGAGCUGGUCUUUUGCCUGAUGCUUCUCCGGAGAACUUUGAUUCACAUCCCAAUUAUAACUUUAAAUAUAGUGUGGAUGAUGCCAUUACUGGUGACGUUAAAUCUCAGACUGAGACUCGUGAUGGCGAUAAUGUGCAAGGUCAAUACACCCUGAAUGAUGCUGAUGGUUACAAACGUGUAGUUGACUACUCUUCGGAUGCUGUAAAUGGUUUUAAAGCUGUUGUUCGUCGGGAGCGUUUAGAAAAUGUACCUGUGAAAAAAGUUGUGAACCAACAAGUAGUAACUAAAGCACCAAAAUAUAUUGCACCUAAGCCUAUCACUACUACUGUAGUACAUCAUCACCAACCUACUGUCUACCAUCAAACUCCUCAAACUUUACAUUUCUUACAUUCAUCCCCAGCAGCAGCAUUUGUUAAAUCAGCACCUGCUUUAAUUUCCACCACUACCCAUCAUCAUUCUCCAGCCAUAGUACAUCACAGUCCAACAGUAGUACAUCAUGCACCAGCAGCUGUAGUCCAUCAUGCUCCCGCUUUAGUUAAGACAUCGAUUAGCACACCUCAUCAUGUUUCUUACGUCCAUUAUCAUCACUAAAUCCAUGUUGUAAUUUGUUAAAUAAAGAGAAUUUCUAAAGUAAAUGAUUUC